AUGAUGUGUGAAGUGAUGCCGACCAUCAGCGAGGGUGACUCGACGAGUUCCCAGAGAGGUUCUCAGAAUGGCUCGGACGGGGAGUCCAAUUUCGAGCAGCUGAUGGUGAACAUGCUGGACGAGAGAGACAAGCUGCUGGAGUCGUUGCGCGAGACCAGAGAUGCUCUUGUACAGUCACAGGCAAAGCUUCAGGAAGCCCUUCACGAGAGGGAUGCUCUCCAGAGACAGAUCAGCUCAUCGCUGCCACAGGAGUUUACAUCACUAACGAAGGAGCUGAGUGCAUGCCGGGAGCAGCUUCUAGAGAAAGAGGAGGAAAUCUCUGAGCUUAAAGCAGAGAGGAACAACACCAGGCUCCUCCUGGAGCAUUUGGAGUGCUUGGUGUCGCGUCACGAACGCUCGUUGAGGAUGACAGUGGUGAAGAAACAUGCUCCUCCACCUUCCGGAGUCUCCAGUGAAGUAGAAGUCCUUAAAGCUCUCAAAUCUCUGUUUGAGCACCACAAAGCCCUGGAUGAGAAGGUGCGGGAGCGACUGCGUGUGGCUCUGGAAAGAGUGACAACACUAGAAGGCCAACUGACAGCCGCUAAUCAGGAGCUUGCCAUGGUGCGGCAGGGAAGAGAUGGAAAGACUGAUGGGAACAAAUUGGACAGCGCAAAACCAGCCUGGAAGAGGCUGCCUAAUGGCUCCAUAGAUGUCAAUGAUGAUUCCACUCGUGCUAUGGAGCUGCAAGAACUGCUCGACAAAGCUAAUAAAGAUCUGUCGGCGAGUCGUGAGCGUUCUAACACGCUGAAUACCCGCGUGGCUGAGCUAGAGAGCGAACUUGCCAAUGUGCGCAAGGAGCUGCUGAAGAGCGAGGAGUUCAGCGCCAAAUACCAGCGAGACAUCCGUGAGGCGAUGGCUCAGAAGGAGGAUAUGGAGGAGCGAAUCACAACACUGGAGAAGCGCUACCUGGCUGCACAACGUGAAACAACCUCCAUCCAUGACCUGAAUGACAAGCUGGAGAAUGAGCUGGCCACCAAGGACUCACUCUAUCGACAGAGCGAGGAGAAGGUGCGUCAUUUGCAGGAGCUAUUGGAGCUGGCUGAACAGAGGCUGCAGCAGACCAUGAGGAAGGCUGAAACACUGCCAGAGGUGGAGGCUGAACUGGCUCAGAGAGUAGCUGCUCUCACCAAGGCAGAGGAAAGACAUGGAAACAUUGAAGAGCGUCUUCGCCAGUUAGAGUCGCAGCUGGAGGAGAAGAACCAGGAGCUGAGCCGAGCUCGUCAAAGGGAGAAAAUGAAUGAGGAACACAACAGGCGUCUUUCGGAUACAGUGGACCGCCUUCUCACUGAAUCUAACGAACGCCUGCAGCUCCAUUUGAAAGAACGAAUGGCUGCCCUGGAGGAUAAGAAUGCACUUAUCCAGGAUCUGGAAAAUGCACAGAAGCAGUUGGAAGAGUUCCACCACACCAAGGAGAGACUGAUAGGAGAAAUUGAGAAGCUUCGCACAGAGCUUGAUCAUCUAAAGAGAAGGAGCGGAGCUUUUGGAGAUGGAACACACCCUCGGUCUCAUUUGGGCAGUGCCACAGACCUGCGUUUUUCUGUGGUGGAGGGACAGGGGGAGCACUUUGCCACCACAGGAGUCAUCCGGCGAGCACAAAAAGGAAGACUGGUAGCACUCAGGGAUGAGCCCACAAAGAUCCUACCCCUGGUUCAGCAGGACUGGGAGCGAUUACAGCCUUCCAGCCUUCGAGGCAGCCGCUCACACCUGAUGGGCAGCGACACAGAGCUCUCUGAGCUGGAUGAUGAUGACCGUGAGACCGUGUUCAGCUCAGGGGACAUGCUGUCUCCCAGUGGCCACUCAGAUGCUCAGACACUUGCCCUCAUGUUACAGGAGCAGUUGGAUGCCAUCAAUGAGGAGAUCAGGAUGAUUCAGGUAGAGCGCGAAUCAGCUGAGCUCCGGGCAGAUGAGAUUGAGAACCGUGUGAACAGUGGUAGCAUGGAUGGGCUGAAUGUGACGCUGCGCCCACGGUCCACCAUCCCCACUUCGGUCACUGCCCUCUCCCUUGCAAGCUCUUCUCCUCCCAUCAGCGGCCGCUCCACUCCAAAGAUGGCAUCUCGCUCCACUGCCCAUGAGCUCGGUGUCAUGACCCUGCCUAGUGAUUUACGAAAACACCGCAGGAAAGUCACUUCUCCAGUGGAAGCUCGCGAGGAUAAGGCCACUAUAAAGUGUGAGAUGUCACCCCCUUCCUCCCCUCGUAGCCUCAAACUCGAUCAGAUCAACUUCGCUCAGCUGACUGGAAGCCUUGAGGAUGGACGAGGUGGCAACAAAAAGAAAGGAAUCAAGUCUUCUAUUGGCCGCUUGUUCGGCAAGAAGGAUAAGCCCCAACCAAUGACUAAAGACGGCCAAAUGACUCCACCUGUAAUUCCAGAUUUUGAGAUGAGCAUUGGCGAUACUAUGACUCUGGGAAAACAGGCUGAGAGAGACCGCAGGAUGAAAAAGAAGCACGAGCUUUUGGAAGAUGCACGGAGGAAAGGCCUUCCGUUUGCUCAGUGGGAUGGCCCGACGGUGGUCUCUUGGCUUGAGCUGUGGGUUGGCAUGCCAGCAUGGUAUGUCGCGGCUUGCCGUGCCAAUGUGAAGAGCGGUGCCAUCAUGUCUGCGUUAUCCGAUACAGAGAUCCAGAGGGAAAUUGGCAUCAGCAACCCACUGCACAGGCUCAAGCUCAGACUGGCCAUCCAGGAAAUGGUGUCACUCACUAGUCCCUCAGCUCCACUCACCUCACGCACCUCCUCCGGAAAUGUCUGGGUGACUCACGAGGAGAUGGAGAACAUGGCAACCUCCACCAAAGCAGAGAACGAGGAAGGGAGCUGGGCACAGACCCUGGCAUAUGGAGACAUGAACCACGAAUGGAUAGGAAAUGAGUGGCUGCCGAGUCUGGGCCUGCCUCAGUAUCGUAGCUACUUUAUGGAGUGUCUGGUGGAUGCUCGCAUGCUGGAUCAUCUCACCAAGAAAGACUUGCGCACACACUUAAAAAUGGUGGACAGCUUUCAUAGAGCCAGUUUACAGUAUGGCAUCAUGUGCUUAAAGAGGCUCAACUAUGACAGGAAGGAGUUGGACCGAAGGAGAGAGGAGUGCCACCAUGAUCUCAAAGACACUCUGGUAUGGACAAAUGAGCAUGUAAUGAACUGGGUGCAGACCAUUGGGCUAAAGGAGUACAGCAAUAACCUUCUGGAGAGCGGCGUACAUGGUGCCCUUAUCGCCUUGGACGAGAUGUUCGACUUCAGCAGCCUGGCCCUCAUCCUGCAGAUUCCCAUGCAGAACACACAGGCUAGGCAGAUCCUUGAACGGGAGUUCAACAAUCUCUUGGCUUUGGGGACGGACAGGCGUCUAGAGGAGUGCGAUGAUAAGUCUUUUCGGAGGUCCCCAUCAUGGAGGAAACGUUUCAGACCCCGGGAUGGCCAAGGCCUGGGCAUGAUGCCUGGCUCCAUUGAGACGCUACCUGCUGGCUUCCGCCUCUCCACCAUGUCCAUUCCCUCCUCCAUGACUGUCAAUCCCAAGAAACAGCUGCAGCCUGAAGCUGGACCCCAAGCCCCUCAGAGGCUUGAUCCCUCUGCCAUCAGGACUUACUCUUGCUAA
Messenger RNA from Neoarius graeffei (lesser salmon catfish), 3612 nucleotides. It is a transcript of the gene ppfia4, whose product is annotated as PTPRF interacting protein alpha 4. Bases 1 to 3612 code for a protein of 1203 amino acids. The record is from RefSeq and is a predicted model, not a curated record. Lineage: Eukaryota; Metazoa; Chordata; Actinopteri; Siluriformes; Ariidae. Gene Ontology annotation, cellular component: presynaptic active zone. Gene Ontology annotation, molecular function: protein binding. The transcript is spliced from 29 exons. Gene Ontology annotation, biological process: synapse organization.